This is a messenger RNA of Dermacentor silvarum, 1413 nucleotides long. RefSeq lists its product as uncharacterized. The transcript is spliced from 2 exons. The record is from RefSeq and is a predicted model, not a curated record. The coding region runs from base 1 to 1413 and encodes 470 amino acids. Lineage: Eukaryota; Metazoa; Arthropoda; Arachnida; Ixodida; Ixodidae. Gene Ontology annotation, cellular component: membrane.
AUGCUUCCAGGCUUAGACGAAUGCCGCGUGCCACUCAUCAACGACGCCGCCACUUCGGAGCCGGAUGAAAUCAAAGAACCCCGUCGAAACAUUGCAGAACUCGCUGGAGAUAUGGGCGGAAAGCGGGAAGCCGACGUCACACUGUCGCUGGUCGACGAUUCGACGCCUACACUGCCGCAGACAGACCGUUCCAUAGACGCAGAGUCGAUCGGCGCGAAACAGCAGGCGAGGCCGUCGCUCAAGAACGAAAAAACGCAGCGAGGCUCGCUUAGGGACUCCAGCAGAAAGGACGGGCAGCACACUACGAGCAGCGCCAAGGAACGCGACAACUCCCCGCGCAUCCUAUCGUCCCUGCGGGCGCUGCGCAACUCGAUCGUCGGUCCCUCGAGCGUGGUUGAGUUGGUCCGCUCGUACAGCGCGCCGAAGCCCGUCGAACCUAGCACGAGCGACAGCAGCACCGCCCAGCGUCAGCGGGGUUCCGCCAGCCAUUCGCUGGUCCUGGGAAUCCUUAUGGCCGCCGGCGCCAGCGCCGUCCUCUCCCUGGUCAACGUCAUCAUCAAGCGGCUGGAAUCGGUCAGUUCUCUCGAGGUGCUCACCUUCAUGGCGUUCGGUGUGUUCAUCGGCAUCCUGCCGGCGGCCACAGAGGAGGCGCAGCCCUUCGGCUCCAGCAGCGCCCAGCCGCUACUCAUCGUGCGCACCGUCCUCUCCCUGGGCGCGGCCGCGCUGAGGCUGUCCAGCUUGUCCUACCUGACAAUCGCCGACUCCUCCAUCAUCACCAGCCUGACCCCGCUCAUGGUCGCAGUCACCGCCAGCCUGUUCCUCGCCGAGCCUUGCCACUGGACGCAGGGCGCGGCCGUGGCCCUGUCCAUCCUGGGCAUUACCCUGGUGGUGAAACCGCCAUUUCUGGCGAACGCUGGGGUCACCUUCACCAAGGAUCAGUACAUCGGCAUCGCGUACGGCCUCAGCCACACCGUCCUGAACGGCGUCACCACCGUCUGCAUUCGGGCUAUCAAGGGAGUGUCGCGCAGCGUCGUCGUGUUCCACUACGGCUGCCUCUCAAUGCUGCUCGUGUCGAUCGUGUCGAUCGCCAUGGGUCGACUCAAGAUCUUCUACGACGGCUCACAGAUCGGCUACCUGCUUCUCAUCUCGCACCUCACCUUCGCCGUCCAGAUGUUUCUCACCAAGGCGCUCCAGAUCGAGAAUGCCUCGGUGGUCACCAUAGUUAAGACGUCGUCGGAUGUCAUCUUUGGAUUCGUCAUGCAGGCAGUGUUCUUGAACGUGUACCCGGACUUGUUCAGCAUGUUUGGCGGCACGUUCGUGCUUGUAGGUGUCGUCAUCAUCGGUAUGCGGAAGAUCGCCCAGGCAGCCGCACCUGAUACUAUGCUCAGGCGGAGGCUUCGAUUUCUUCUUUAA